UACACUUAAAAAGAGGUGGCACUCCGAGAGCAGCGUUCAUUCAGCACUGCCUGAGUAAGAAGAUUACUUUUGCACUGCUCGUCUAGAUACUCUUUCUCUGUUUAAACAUGCUAAGGAUGCUAAAGCGCCAGCAGCUCCACCCGGGAAUGAUUUUAUUACUCUUAUGGCUCUGUUAUUUGAUUGAAGAUCAAAAAGUGCAAGCUGGUAACUGCUGGCUCCAGCAAGGCAAGAACGGGAGAUGUCAGGUCCUCUACAUGCCUGGGAUGAGUCGAGAGGAAUGCUGCCGGAGUGGGAGGCUCGGUACAUCUUGGACUGAGGAAGAUGUGCCAAACAGCACAUUAUUCAGGUGGAUGAUCUUCAACGGCGGGGCUCCAAACUGCAUACCUUGUAAAGAGACAUGUGAUAACGUGGACUGUGGCCCUGGGAAGAAAUGUAAAAUGAACAGGAGGAGUAAGCCUCGCUGCGUCUGCGCUCCAGACUGCUCCAACAUCACCUGGAAGGGGCCUGUGUGUGGCUCAGACGGGAAAACAUACCGAGAUGAAUGUGCCCUUUUGAAAUCCAAAUGCAAAGGGCACCCAGAUCUGGAGGUGCAGUACCAAGGCAAAUGCAAAAAGACGUGUCGUGAUGUCAUGUGUCCGGGAAGCUCGACUUGCGUGGUGGACCAGACAAACAAUGCAUACUGUGUGACAUGCAACCGCAUAUGCCCAGAGGUUACCUCUCCGGAUCAGUACCUUUGUGGCAAUGACGGGAUUGUUUACGCCAGCGCGUGCCAUUUGAGGAGAGCCACAUGCUUGCUUGGUAGAUCCAUUGGAGUGGCAUAUGAAGGGAAAUGCAUCAAGGCCAAGUCAUGUGACGAUAUCCAGUGCAGUGUGGGAAAGAAGUGUCUAUGGGAUUCCAAGAUGGGUCGCGGGCGUUGUGCAGUUUGCAUGGAGACAUGCCCAGAAAGUCGAUCGGAGGAGGCCGUGUGCGCCAGCGACAACACCACGUAUCCCAGCGAGUGCGCCAUGAAGCAGGCCGCUUGCUCUUUGGGGGUUCUCCUGGAGAUUAAGCAUUCAGGAUCUUGCAACUCCAUUACUGAAGACCAGGAGGAUGAUGACGAUGAGGACGACCAGGACUACAUGGCUUAUAUCCGAUUAUCACCUGUACUGGAUGGAUAAAGCACCAUCAACAAGUAGAACAGUCCUAGGGCAAGGAAUCAUGUCCACACUGUACAUAUGUGUAUGCUAAUUUAUUUUUCAGAGAAAAAAAAGAUAGUAGUAUACAUGUAGUUCAGUCUGCUUGAUGUUUAUUUAUACAGUGUUCUGUUUUAUAAUUUAUACAUUUACAGUGUCUGGCUUACUUGUCUAUCAUGUUAUUUUGGUUUCACUUAUGUUGUCUUUCCCUUUUUUCUUUUUUUUAUGACCGAGAAAUAUAUUUGUCCAAAGAGAAGCAGUGUUAUUUAUUGUGAGGUAAAAUGCUAUCAUGUAAAGUGUGAGUCUUUGGCAAGCUGUAAAUUGCAUUCCCCGAGCUGUAUAAAUGCUUAUCAAUGUCAAUUCUGUAUCACAGAUGUUUAUUUCACACAUACCUGCAUGUUAGCUUGUGAGUUUAUUUAUUGGAAAAAAAAUGGAAACGCAUAGGAAAAAAAUGUCACUCUUUAAUGUACAUGUAUAUUUUUGGUUUUGUUUACAACUCAGUGUAACUGACCAAAGGGAUUUUCUUGAACAUUCUUCAAUGUUUUUGUGAUAUGGUGCAGAAGGAUAACAUUGAAAAUGAGCCGUUUCUCAUAUAGGAAACCCCUGACGAUUCACUUGUACAAAAUGCCGUCCGUCAUCAACAUUGGCUUUUUGACAAUAGGGCAGAAAUUAGCAGUGGGUUGUACUUGUUCGAGAAAACUGUGCCAUACAAAUUUGUCUUUUUUUUUUCUUGCCAAUAUUCUGCUCUAUAUUGCUCUUGCAGAGCUAAAGAAAAGGUCAUUAAGAGGACUCCGUAUCAAUAUAUAAAACAUUCACUUUUUCACUUUGUUGUCAAAAUGCAUUUUUAUUUU
This is a messenger RNA of Cyprinus carpio (common carp), 2023 nucleotides long. RefSeq names its product follistatin-A. The record is from RefSeq and is a predicted model, not a curated record. Gene Ontology annotation, molecular function: activin binding; protein binding. Lineage: Eukaryota; Metazoa; Chordata; Actinopteri; Cypriniformes; Cyprinidae. Gene Ontology annotation, biological process: regulation of BMP signaling pathway; negative regulation of activin receptor signaling pathway; cell differentiation.